Messenger RNA from Acanthosepion pharaonis, 597 nucleotides. The record is from the annotation of a GenBank genome assembly. Lineage: Eukaryota; Metazoa; Mollusca; Cephalopoda; Sepiida; Sepiidae.
AUGUCUCACUGGAACAAUAAACCUGGCUGCGAUCUUAUCUUUCUCGUUAGUUUAUUUCGCCUCUCAAUCACUUUGUUUUCCUGCUCAUCAAUUUUCUUUUUUCUUUUUCGCUUUCUUCUUUCCUUCCUUAUUUCUUUCGUUUUUCCUUGCUUACAUAUUAUUUACGAUUCAUUUCUUUCUUUCUUUCUUUCUUUCUUUCUUUCUUUCUUUCAGAUUUACUUUCUUGCAAUUUGCUUUUUAUUUCCUUCUUCCUUUCUUUUUCUUUUUUGCUUCCUUCUUUCUUUCUUUCGUUUUCCUUGCUUAUAUUAUAUUUACGCCUCCUUUCAUAUUUUUUUUUACUUCCUUCUUUUCUUCUUUAUUUCGAUUUUCUUUCUUUCUUUUCUUUCUUUCUUUCUUUCUUUCUUUCUUUCUUUCUUUCUUUCUUUCUUUUCCCUUCCGUUUUUUUUCUCUUUGUCCAUUCCUCUUCCUUUCUUCCUUACUUUUACUAAAUUUCGAUCGCCCUAUAGUUUUCUUUCUAUUAUUCUUUCUUUCUUUCUUUCUUUCUUUCUUUCUUUCUUUCUUUCUUUCUUUUUUCGUGUAUUUACCUCUAGCGCCUGA